AGGUAACUCAAUUUCAACUUUCAACCCAGGUCAACCAACAAUCUCAACAUUAACGCUACCAUACCUCUCUUCCACCGUAAAUCCGAAAUACAUUUUUGUUAUGCUCAAAAUGUCCAUGAUAACUAUCUCCAGCUUGCAGCGCAUCACAGCGUCAAAGCUAGCUGAGCUGCUACUUGCCAGCGCGAACCCACCGUCCUCGGAUGCAACAAUAGCCAUCGUGGACGUACGAGAUGACGACCAUAUAGGCGGGCAUAUAAAGUCAUCCCUGCAUUUUCCUAGCCGCAGCCUUGACGCCACCAUGCCCACUCUACUGCGCAAGCUCGCCGACAAGGACAUAGUCGUUUUCCAUUGCGCUCUGAGUCAGCAGCGCGGUCCUAGUGCUGCUCUCAGAUACCUCAGAGAGAAAGAAGCAGCAAAUGCCGCCGCCGCUGCGGUAAAAGCGGCCGCUGAGAAGAAGGAAGCUGAGACGGAGGGUAGUGCGGCCAAGCAGCAGCAAGUCUACGUCUUAGAUAGAGGCUUCGUCGGCUGGCAGGAAGUCUACGGCCCUGACGAGCGUCUCACGGAGGCAUAUAGAAAGGAGUUGUGGGAAAAUGGAUAUUAGACAAAACAGAAAGAAAGAAAACCACAGCAGGUAGGAAACCGUAACUUUAGAGACGAGAAUCCCAGCCAAAUUGGGCCAAGAAGCAUACCUAACCUACCCUGGUAUUUUGGUGAGUGUGGUUAUGGAUUAUAUUCGAAGGGGGUCCCUAUUCUCGCCUAGGUACAAUACUCGGUACGACCAAAUCGUAUCCCAAGCAUCCAGACAAAGACAUGGCAAUUCUAUUAUAGAUUAAAUAUAGUUUAUCUAGCUACCUAUUUUAGCUUCAAAUCCGUGCUUGUUAGCUUUCUCGGAUAGGUAUUAUCCCAGCCCAGAACUCGGGCUCUUUACUGAGACUGGGCUUUUGAGCGUCG
Daldinia caldariorum is the source of this 951-nucleotide messenger RNA. RefSeq names its product Rhodanese-like protein. The record is from RefSeq and is a predicted model, not a curated record. The transcript has 3 exons. NCBI's taxonomy places the organism in Eukaryota, Fungi, Ascomycota, Sordariomycetes, Xylariales, Hypoxylaceae. Bases 101 to 601 code for a protein of 166 amino acids. Gene Ontology annotation, cellular component: nucleus; cytoplasm. Gene Ontology annotation, molecular function: protein tyrosine phosphatase activity.